AUGCUGGCCCUGACACACAUGCUCUCAUCAUCCCCAUCCCAAUCUCAUGGAUCAGCAUCAUUUGUUCCUGGAUCUGCCGGGAUUCAAUCACCAGCGCCUCAAUCACCAGCAUCCUCACAACCUCUGGCCACUCAAUCUACCAAUAUUACUACUACCACUACUAUUAGUAAUAACAGCAGCAGCAGCAGCAGUAGUAGUAGUUUUUCAACUGCCUCUCCAUUCCACUCGUCUUUCUUGGUUUCUUCUCAAAAGAUAGGAAUAAUGCAAAAUGAUCACAAUUAUGGUCUCCUUAGCACACUCAAACCUACCUCAAGUGUAUUGUUGAGUUCUGUCACUUCAGAUAUUUUAUUAAACCCAGCAACCGUAAUGGCAGCCAAUCGCCAGAAUAUUAUCGACAAAGAAUACGAACCGGUAAAAAUCCCAAAGGAUUUCUCCACAUUGGAUGAAGAUUCACACACAAUACACAGUCAGCGACAAGAGCAGCAGAGUGUGGUUAGUGGAAGAGUUUAUCAUGAAGAAGAAGACUUAUUGGCAAAGACACACGCACAGAAUGGAACUGGCCAUGGAACUGACCCUGGAACGGACAUCAUUAUCAACGUUCCAGUACCUUUUGAUGUGAAUCUCCAAGACGUCUUGGAAACAAAAGCAGCAACAAAAGAACAUUUACUAGAUAGCGUUUGGAAAAACAGGAUAUCCAAUCGAUUGGGAUUAUUUCCGGGCACAGCUGCUACUUCUCGUAACCUGAAUGACACAAGUUCUUUUACUAUACCCAAUAAUAAUACCAAUCAUGCCAAUGAGCCAACGGUAUCCUAUGAUCUGAUGGGAUUACUAGAAUAUAUGCAUCAUUCCAAUCAACAAUGGACAAUGCUUGGUCAAGGAAACGAUCCAAGUAGUUUUGGGCUAGACCUAAAGUCAUCCACGGAUCUUCAUACUACAUUCAUGUCUCCAUGGUACGACGCUGAUCAUGCUACACUCCACAACAUUCCUGUCACAUUCAAACAAAAAACCGAGUAUUGUAUUCCCAGUGUACGACCAAUACAACAAGUGACAGAAAAGAUGUCUUUGGAUAGUCUAUUUGUAAUGUUUUAUGCCAAUCCACGCGAUGCUCUUCAAGAACUUGCAGCCCGAGAAUUGUAUAAACGUCAAUGGAGAUUUCACAAAAACCUCCAAUUAUGGUUGUGCAAAGAAUCUGGCACUGAUUUGGUUGGACAGUCGGCAACAUGUGAACGAGGUAGUUAUCACUUUUUUGAUCCUACGACGUGGAAUAGUUUUCAAAAAGAGUACACGGUAAUGUAUGAUGCACUCGAAAUCCGUGACAAUGAAUGGUACCAACAAUAA
Messenger RNA from Phycomyces blakesleeanus NRRL 1555(-), 1338 nucleotides. RefSeq lists its product as hypothetical. The transcript is spliced from 7 exons. The record is from RefSeq and is a predicted model, not a curated record. Gene Ontology annotation, cellular component: CCR4-NOT core complex; P-body. Bases 1 to 1338 code for a protein of 445 amino acids. Lineage: Eukaryota; Fungi; Mucoromycota; Mucoromycetes; Mucorales; Phycomycetaceae. Gene Ontology annotation, biological process: nuclear-transcribed mRNA poly(A) tail shortening; regulation of DNA-templated transcription.